GCUGGGUUUACCCAGUCUACUACAUUGGCACAAUCAUUGAAUGAAUGCAAAACUUUUGCCAUAACUAUAUAUAAAUUAUAUAAUAAAAUAUAUAAUUUUUCUUUGAUUUCUUUUUUUUUUUCAUCACCAGGUCCCUUUAGUGCCUCCGUAGGGCUCUGAUUGUUUAAAGGAAUUUGAAAAUGGAAGGGGAUUUUUGUUUGUUUUUGUUUUCCUUCUCUUUAUAUAAAAAACACUUAAAGUGACCCACUCUGACUCUUACCUGUUUUUUUUUUCUAGCAGCCUACAGUGUGAAAUGUAACCUCAGCACUGGUAGUCAAGAUUUGGUAAUCUGGAAAAGUGUGUAUCUGAAUCAGAGUGAUCCAAUCCUAUUUUGUUUUGAAAAACCAGCACAAGAUGGAUUUCCUGAUCCUGGAUAGCAAAACAUGGGAUUUCCAAAAACUGGGUACAGAUGGCUUAUAGUGUAUUUUUUAUUAAAAGUGUCAUUUUAAUGACAACUUGAAAUAAUUUAUUUACAUGAUUUUAACAAUCACAUGCCAUUGUGUGCAUAUCCUAUCUUUUAAAAUAUGGAUUCUCAUUAUUGCCAAAACUGCUGUUACAGUAUAUUUUGUGCAUAACCCAUGUAUGAUACCAAAGUUUUGGUCAGUUUCUGUUUUUCUUCCUUCCUUCCUUCCUUCCUUUGUUUAUAUUUCAGUAGAACUAAUGUAUUAAAUGAUUAGUCAUUUGUCAGUCUAGUCAGUCUUUGUUCUGUGUUUGUGACAUUUGACCAAGUGAAUAUUUGCAUACAUUGCUGACUAACAAAUUGGAAAUUAGCAUUUAUAUAUAUUUACUGAGUCUGCCUUAUGACUGUAUUUACUCACUGGCUUUCCACAGAAGAGAUGAAGAUUUUAUGGGUUGCUUUUUUCCUCUCAGCUCAUUGUGAGCUGACUUUGAUCAGGAAACACAUUUUUAAUAGUAAUGUUGUGUCUUGGAGCGAGGCUCAGAAGUUUUGUCGUGAGAAUUAUGUCGACCUUUCCACUAUAGACAGCCAAGAGGAACUAAACAGGUUCAAUAACGAUGCAUAUGGUCAGAGGAGCACAGAGAGCUGGGUUGGUCUGAGGAAGCCCUCUGCUAACGGCAAAUGGGUCUGGAGUGAUGGAAGCGAAGAAACUUUUCAAAAGUGGAAAAGUGGUCAACCAAGUAGUCCAGACACUGAGUUUUGUGGCAAGAUUGAAACUGGUGAAUUGAAGGACUUCACUUGUGAUCAAAAGUUGCCUUUUUUCUGUUACAAGUGGGUGCCUGAACUGAUUCUGGUAAGGGAGAACAAGACCUGGGAGGAAGCGUUUGAAUACUGCAAGACUAAACACACUGGCUUAGCCUGUCUGCCAACCAGUUUACACCUCUUACAAGCCCAAAACAAGACUGCAGUCACUCAAACCCCCAGUGUGUGGACAGGUUUGCGCUUCCUGUCGGGUUCCUGGUUCUGGGUGAGUGGGGAAUCUCUGGGAAAUUUGGUCCAGCUGCCAGAAUGCCCUGCCAAUGCUCUUUACUGUGGAUCUCGAAACCUGCAAGCUAAAAGUUGGGAGAACAGAAACUGUACAGAGAAACUUAACUUUUUAUGUUACUAAAGAGAAAGAGGCGAUGAGAAGAGCACCAGAUAAAAUGAUGACAUUAUAAAUUAUGAAAUAAAGUAGCCCUUUAUUUUAAUUAAAAACAACGUGAAUUAGCACAACAUAAUGUCUAAAAUUUAUGUAGAAUUAAUACUUAUGCUCCUGUAUUUGCAUUCUGUAUGUCUCAUAUAUGCUAUAUGUUUAAGUUGUUUAAAUUGGGGGGGAAAACACCUGAAGAUACAUCACUUUGAAACAUACAUUUGUUUUCAAACUAUACUUUUAGUGAGUUUGUAUUUGUCAUAUUUGCUGUACUUUUAGAAGCUAUGCUUUUCAGUCUGAGUAUAUACUAGUUCAGUAUAAAGCAAAGAAAAUUUGAAAAUCAGUUGUUUUGAAAAAUAUACUCAAUAAUAAACAGAAGCACUGAAAACCUUUUUUUUUUAGUCAUGCGCAAAAGAUUUCCAGACAGCCUGAGUUUUUGUCAAUUGGCUUUUAGAGGAACCUUGUGCAAUAGAUGAAAAUCACAUUUUAGACAGCAUGCUUAAAUGUUUUUUUCCGAGUUUUAUUUUAAU
Molecule: messenger RNA, 2155 nt
Organism: Megalobrama amblycephala (Wuchang bream)
Lineage: Eukaryota; Metazoa; Chordata; Actinopteri; Cypriniformes; Xenocyprididae
Product: lymphocyte antigen 75-like
Exons: 2
Coding region: 840-1604 (254 amino acids)
Source: RefSeq, a predicted model, not a curated record